Iphiclides podalirius (scarce swallowtail) is the source of this 1587-nucleotide messenger RNA. NCBI's taxonomy places the organism in Eukaryota, Metazoa, Arthropoda, Insecta, Lepidoptera, Papilionidae. The record is from the annotation of a GenBank genome assembly.
AUGCUGGAUGAUACAGAAAAACUUGUUUGUACCUUAGAAAAUGCACAAAAUAUUGAUAAGCAUACAGAAUAUAUUAUACGAGUACAACGGGGACCCUCAAAAGAGAAUAAGUGGGAUGUUUCACAUAGGUACAAAGAUUUCGCAGCACUUCAUACAAGUUUACAACAAUCUAAUAUUGAUUUGCCGUUGCCACCAAAAAAACUUAUUGGGAACAUGCAACCAUCUUUUAUUGCUGAGAGACAAGUAGCUCUGCAAAACUACAUAAAUGAAGUAUUAAAGCAUCAGGUCCUAGCUUUGUCAUUGCCAGUGAGGAGCUUCUUGGAUCCUAAGAAUUAUUCUUUAUCCAUAGGAGAGCAAGCUGUUCAAACAAUUUCUAUUGCAUUAAGGGGUGAUGGCCGCUAUGAAUUACAGGAACCUCUCACGGAGAUAGGCUGGAGGGUUCGGAAACAGUUCUUUCUGGUAACUGACACAGAUACAAAACUGAACUGCAUGCUCUCAUGGAUGAACUUUGGUCCUGAUAAAUGUUUAAGCAGUAAAGAUUUAAACACUGUAUUUAAAAGUUUGCAGAGUAUCUCUCAUCCUUAUAUUGAUGAUAUAAUAGGAUAUCAAAAUCUGGAAUCGGGUGCUUAUGUGGUUAGGAGAAUACAUGAGAAUGGAAGUAUUCGGGAUAUUUUGUAUGGUACCGAGUAUUCAAAGAGCUAUUUAGCAAAGUAUGCUAAUCCUAAAGUAAGAAAACCAUUCACUAUGGGACAAAUAUCACAUUAUGGGUAUCAGAUAUUGCAAGCAUUGAAAUUUUUACAUGACAAGGGCUUACCACAUGGCCAUAUACAUCCAGGUAACAUAACAAUAGAGAACCAAAAGGUGCUUUUGCUGGAUUUAGAAAACAUACUGAUGGGGGUGCCCUGCCUGUACCGACCCUUCCUCUUGGAAAUGAGGCAUAACACCACAGCUGAAGCCACAGAUGUGUACUGUUUCGGUCGCACUCUGUAUGAGAUGGCAUUUGCAGUUUCUUUAGAACAAUACUCUUGUGAUUAUUUUCCUGAUGAAAUCUCGGCUGAUUUAGAAUCAGUGUUGCGACUGUGCCUCUCGUCGUCGUCUUGCAAACAUGGCGUACCGUCGCUGGAGCAACUACUCAAGCAUCCGUUCUUCACGCGCGCAACCCUCAACGGGCUGACGCCGCACUGGUGUCCGACCAGGGCCCACCUCAAGUUCCCGCUGCCGCUGAAGGAAGAGUUGAAGAAGAUGGUGGCCGGCGUCGAGAUGAGGCUCAAGGCUGAUCAGAAAUCGCUGCGAAGUGCAAAGAGAGAAGUUAGGAUACAGGAAAUACUCAACUCGGAGCAGGAGAUGAAGAAGCAAAAACGGAGAGCUAAGAAACGCGACGGCGUUUGGAAAUCGACCUCCUCACUGGCCGAAACGGUCCGAUCGCAAAGCGCCAGCACCGGCUCCUCGCCGACACCGCCCGCGCACUCGGGCGACAUGAGCGGCAACGGCUCGCUGGCGACCGUCAGCCCCUCCGAGGGUCGCGGGGCUCUUCUGCAGGCGAUCUGCUCCUUCGACAAGUCGCGCCUUUCCAGGGUCAGUUCGCGG